GUUGUGUGAUUGUUUCAUGUGUAUGGUUGGUUGGUUGGUUUCAUCGCUUUCCGUUAAUACUGCGUGCGUUAGAGCGGGCAAUUGUUAAGGGGUUUCACAGGAAUAUGCAUACACAUGCAAAUUGAAUUUGCAUUUAGGUUUUCUUCACUGUGUUGAUCUCUAUAGGAAUUUCAUGUUUAAUUCAUUUGUACGCAAUCAGAACGUGGAAGGAACCGAACUGUCUUUUUGCUGCAUUGGGGCAUAAUUAUUCAAUUAGUUUAUCUAUAUUAUCAUUUUGCAUUGAAUGGAGCAGUUGAAACUGGUUGCAGAUUCUAAAGCCAAAGAGGAUAAUCCUUUGGGGAACAAGCCAAAAAAUAACAAUGUGCUUGAGUCUUCGGACAGUCUGAGAAAUAGAAAGAUAUCAGCUCGAUGGGAUCCAGUUGAAGCAUGUCGGCCUAUAAUUGAAGAAGCACCUGUCUUCUAUCCGACUAUUGAAGAGUUUGAAGACACACUCAGUUACAUAGCAAAGAUUCGGCCCCUAGCUGAACACCAUGGCAUAUGUAGGAUUGUUCCACCAGCUUGCUGGACUCCACCCUGUCCUCUUAAGGAGAAAGAUCUAUGGGAAAAUGCUGAAUUUCCCACCCGUAUUCAACAAAUUGAUUUGCUUCAAAAUAGGGAACCUAUGAGGAAAAAAAGUAGGGGAAGGAAAAGAAAACGUAGAAAGCAUUCCAAAACAGGGACAUGUAGGAGGAAGCCUGCCAAUGCUUCUGAGUCUGAAGAGAAAUUUGGAUUCCAAUCAGGGUCAGACUUCACUCUUAAAGACUUUCAGCAAUAUGCUAAUUUUUUUAAAGAGUGCUACUUUGGGUUGAGAGAUGCCAAUGGAGACAGAAUAGCCAACGACAGCAACCCUGAGAGGAAAUGGGAGCCCUCUGAGGAGGAAAUUGAAGGUGAAUACUGGCGUAUAAUUGAACAACCAACUGAUGAGGUUGAGGUGUAUUAUGGAGCUGAUUUGGAAACUGGAGCACUUGGAAGUGGUUUUCCUAAGGCAUCAUCCUUAACUAAGAGUGAUUCAGAUCAAUAUGCUCUGUCGGGCUGGAAUCUGAAUAAUUUCCCGCGGCUGCCAGGUUCUGUACUAAGUUAUGAGGGAAGUGAUAUAUCAGGAGUUCUAGUGCCAUGGCUGUAUGUUGGCAUGUGUUUUUCAUCAUUUUGCUGGCAUGUUGAGGACCAUCACCUCUAUUCACUAAACUAUUUGCACUGGGGUGACCCAAAAGUAUGGUAUGGAGUACCUGGAAGCCAUGCUCCAGCUUUGGAAAAUGUAAUGAGGAAGCACUUGAGUGAUUUAUUUGAGGAACAACCAAAUCUACUCAAUGAACUGGUUACCCAGUUUUCUCCUUCAAUUCUUAAAUCUGAGGGAGUGCCUGUGUAUCGCACAGUUCAGCAUUCUGGGGAAUUUGUUAUUACCUUUCCAAGGGCAUAUCAUUCUGGCUUCAAUUGUGGCUUCAACUGUGCAGAGGCAGUCAAUGUGGCUCCUAUUGAUUGGUUAAUGCAUGGUCAGAAUGCUGUUGAGCUUUACAGUUUACAAUGUCGUAAGACAUCAUUGUCACAUGACAAACUGUUAUUUGGAUCAGCACUGGAAGCUGUGCGAGCCCUUGCAGGGUUAGCUCUUGGAAAGGAAACUCCAAAAAAUUUGAAAUGGAGUAGUGUCUGUGGGAAAGAUGGAGAUCUUACCAAGGCAGUCAAGGCAAGGAUAAAAAUGGAAGAAGAAAGGCUAGACUGUCUUCCAACUCAUCUUAAGUCUCUGAAGAUGAAUAGUGACUUUGAUUUGUACAAGGAAAGAGAAUGCUUCUCUUGCUUCUAUGACUUGCACCUAUCUGCUAUGGGUUGUGAGUGCUCUCCCGACAUAUAUUCUUGUCUUAGGCAUGUUAAUUUAUUCUGUUCGUGCGAAAUGGAGAAAAAAUUUGUUCUGCUUCGAUAUACUAUAAAUGACCUCAAUAUGUUGGUUGGAGCAUUAGAAGGAGAAUCAGCUGCUAUUGAGUUGUGGGCAAAUAAAAACUUUGGAAUGGUUUCUGCCAAUGCCAAAGAGGUUUGGAUAGAUAAAACAGAUGUUGAGCAAGAUAUUUACAAAAACAAGGAUUAUGAAGAAAGGGAAAGCUCAGCUGGCUGUUUAGGAACGAAGGAUAGGUCAAACUUAAACACACCUAGUAGUCCUACACCUACGAGUCAUAUUACUUCAGAAAUAGGGCAGUCUGAGUCACACCCUGUAACUUCUAGGGCCCCAUAUGACAGUAUUGAUAGUCAUAAUGACAAUAAUGAUGAUAAAAAAUUGGUCACAGAAAAUGAAGAUAAAGUAGAUCAGGCAGGUCCUCUGGAUUUGAAUGUUGAUGUUACCUCUGGUGAAAAUGAAAAUCAUUUGCGGCAUAUUUCUGAUAACCAUCAUGAUGAAGUUGUUUCAGUAAAGGAAAAGGUAUGUUGUUCAGAGACCAGAAUGGAAGAAGACAAUGUGAAACUUGGUGUUGAGGGCAACAUACAAAACUCAUUUUCUGUUCUAAAGACUGAUUUUUCAUCACCAUGUUCUAGGGAUGCUCACAAUUAUUGUACAUUUGAUGGUGGAAAAAUUGAGCUGGAUCUGCAAACAGAUUCAGAUUCAGGAAAGCUGCAAAACAAUCUAUUUAAAAGGGCGGUCAUAGAUACCACAAGUACUAGUAUGUUUUUGACAGAGGAAAGCUGCUUAAUGCAAAUGUUUGGUACUUCUGUCGAGCCUGUAAGUUUGGGAUCUGUUGUUCACGGAAAGCUGUGGUGCAGUAAGCAUGCAAUAUAUCCAAAAGGAUUCAAGAGUCGAGUUAACUUCUAUAGCAUUAUUGAUCCAACAAGAAUCUGUAGCUAUAUUUCUGAAGUUAUUGAUGCUGGAUUUCUUGGACCUCUUUUCAAGGUUACCAUGGAAGAAUGUCCAAGUGAGGCUUUCACAGAUAUCUCAGCAGAUAGUUGCUGGGAAUCAGUUCUGAAGAGAUUACAUCAUGAGAUAACGAGGAGAAGGAGUCUAGGUGAACUAGAACUUCCUCCCUUAGAGCUCCUGAAAAGCAUUAGCGGUCAUAGAAUGUUUGGCUUCCUUUUACCAUCUAUUAUUCAGGUCAUCGAAGCCCAAGAUCCAAGUCAUUUGUGUGUAGAGUACUGGAAUCACAAAGUUGCCUCUUCAGGCAGCACAUAUGGUUCCAGUAGCUAUUUAGGUAAUACCAAUACCAAAAUUUUUGGUAUCGAUUUGAUUAAGCAGGAAAAUUAUAACAUGCUUGAAAAGAUGAAACCAAUACUACUAAGGGCAAGUCCUGAUGAGUUAAGCACAAUGCAUAAGCUACUCAGCUCUGAUGCACAGUGCUGUGAGUGGAAAGUGGCAUUGAUAGCACUGAUGGAUGAGAUUCGGAAAGCUUGUCAAUAAAACGUGAAGAUCUUAAUUCUUUCGGACUCUAGAUAGUUAUGUUCCAUUUAGUCAUUAUAGUUGGAUCCAUUCUUUCAAAGAUAAAUUAAACUGAAGAAUCUGCUGGGUGAAGAGGAGGUAAAUUUUUGCACUUUCCCAUAAUCAGUGACCUAUAUACAUAUGGGAAAAAGACGCUGACCCAUUUUAAAACAUUCGUAUACAUUUUCUUUUUAAGGUCUAGCCUUUAGCUGUAGCUGGAUUUAGGUUUUGCAUUUGUUGUUUUAUUUCUAAAUAUCUGUAUAUACCUAGAAAAAUGCUGCCGAUACAAUAAAUGAUAAAAGGUAGGGAAAUACAUGGGGCAUCUGUUAUUUGACUUA
Molecule: messenger RNA, 3765 nt
Organism: Cajanus cajan (pigeon pea)
Lineage: Eukaryota; Viridiplantae; Streptophyta; Magnoliopsida; Fabales; Fabaceae
Product: lysine-specific demethylase JMJ18
Biological process (GO): regulation of gene expression; chromatin remodeling
Cellular component (GO): nucleus; chromatin
Molecular function (GO): histone H3K4me/H3K4me2/H3K4me3 demethylase activity
Source: RefSeq, a predicted model, not a curated record